Aureobasidium musti is the source of this 774-nucleotide messenger RNA. Lineage: Eukaryota; Fungi; Ascomycota; Dothideomycetes; Dothideales; Saccotheciaceae. The record is from the annotation of a GenBank genome assembly.
AUGUACGGCCAACCAUGGUGUCGUGACGGCAUCAGAGUCGAAGACCUCGCUCUGCAAUAUGCUCCCAAAAGUGGUGUCGACGCCUGGGGUCGCGAAAAGCAACAACCACUUCUCCUCUCCGUCUCACUCUCUUUCCGCUCAGGCUUCGACACGGCUGCCAGUCAAGAUGCUCUCGAUGAAAGUACCAUGCACUACGGCAUUCUUUCCAAGAAUCUGCGUGCCUUGAGACCCGUACAAGAUUGGGAAACCUUGGACAGCUUGGCUCAUCGUAUACACCAAACCAUCCUCGAGACACCACCUGGCGAUGCUCUGAUUCAAUCAUGCCAGAUUGAGAUCAAAUUGCCCAAAGCGAGUCUGCUGGGUGAUUACGUUAACUAUGUGUAUUUUGUCGAGGAUGAAGAGCAUACUGGUAGAGUCCUGCAUCUGUCUCGUGUCUUCAUUCCUACCUUGAUUGGUGUCAAUGACAAUGAGAGAACUGCAAAGCAGAAGCUCUAUGUCAGUGUGUGGAUAGACAGGAUACAGGCUGAUGACUCCGAGUCAUAUACUGAACUGGAACGCAUCCUCACUCAGGCAAUUGAGCCCACAGAGUUCGAGACCCUAGAGUCGUUGGCCAUCUACGUCCUCAAAGUCUUGAAGAUGAACUACGAACCUCUAAAAUCUCGAGAGACCAGUGUUCGUUUGAGACUGGAGAAGCCUCAAGCUGUUCCUCAUGCCUCAGCCCCUAUCAUCGAAAUCGUAAGGACGUCUGAUGAGUUGGCAGCUAUGAUUCAAUGA